GGGCAGCGCGGGGCGGCGCCGACCGCACCGCACCGACCGCACCGCUCCUGCCGCCGCGACCCACCGCCACCGCCACUCGCCCGGGCGGCCGCGCUGGGACCCCGCGGGUGCUCCGGCCCCCGCCGCCGCCGCGUGCUGCAGCCCCUGGGAACAAUGGACGGUGCAGCAGAUGGAGCCGGAGUCGUGGGCAGCGUGGAUGCUGGGGCGCAGAAGGAACGGGUGGUGACAGAGGAGGAAUGGCUGCAGAAAUGGGAAGCGGGCAAAACUGGAUUUCACAAGGAACAGGGGCACCCGCUUCUGCAGAAGUAUCUGGAUAUUCUUUUAAAUGGCCGGAGAGGACUGAGGAUAUUUUUCCCACUUUGUGGUAAAGCAGUAGAAAUGAAAUGGCUGGCCGACAUGGGGCACCGUGUCGUCGGCGUGGAGAUCAGCGAGAAAGCACUGAAGGAAUUUUUCACCCAAAACGGUCUGCCUUAUCGUGAGGAGCCUGUGCCAGGGACUGUGGGUGCAAAGGUGUUGCAGAGCGUGUCUGGGAACAUUUCUCUGUACUGCUGCAGUAUUUAUGAUUUGUCCAGUGCAAUUGUUGGCAAGUUUGAUGGGGUUUGGGACAGAGGAGCUCUAGUAGCUGUGAAUCCAUGCGACAGACAAUGCUAUGCCAGUUUGAUGAUCUCCCUAAUGGAGAAAAGUUCUUCUUAUCUCCUCGUUACUGUUUUAUAUGAUCCAAACAAACACAAAGGCCCACCAUUUUAUGUUCCUGAAUCUGAAGUUAAAAGCUUGUUUGGCAACCAGUGUGAAAUUAAGUGUCUUCAAAAAGCCAAUGAGUUUACAGAUGCACACAGAGAAUGGGGACUAGAUUAUUUUCUGGAGUAGGUGCUGUCUGUCUGGAGCUAUGCAGGUCUACCUUAGACACUAGCAGGCCUGGGAAUAACGGCAGCGGCUCUUCAAACACCAUUUCCUGUAACGCUGGCCUUGCGCCAGUAAUGGCAGCUGGGCAAGAGAGGCGGAAGCUGGCGCAAGUUGUUUCUCCCCGUCCCUGUUAGUCAUGAUUACAAGCCAAGAGACUAACCGGCAAUGAGCAGACAAGAAAGCUUGGCAGCAGCUGCCAAGGGGGAACUAUAAUCAAGUGGGAAAUAGGUCAGGGAAGUGAAGCAGCUGAUGAUAAAGCAGAGAGCAUGGGGAGAAAUGUUCCUGUGUCUGCUUGUAAAUAUGCUCCUCUCUUCUGCAAGAACAUAGUUGCAAGUAGGCAACUGGAGGUCCUAUGUUGCAGGAGGGGUUCAAGGAAAGGCUGCAGAGCUUUUGCACGUUUGCCUGGACACAACCCCUUCUUCAAGGGUCUUCUGUUGUUGCCUUAUGGACACUUUUUUGCAAUUUUCAAAGUUAUAGAAUUUGGGGGGUUCAUUUUCAGUUUCUGGUCAGUUAUUUACAAUACAGAAACAUUCCUUAUGAGGGGCCUCAAAGGGCUUCCUUGCCCUAGCCUUCUCCCCUUGCCGGUUUAUUUCAAAACAGAUGGAAAGGUAUGAUUGCAAGGUAGUAUAUUGUCAUUUACUAAGGCUAGAAUGAAAAUAAAAGUUGUUUGACUUUCUAAAAAGUGAAUGUGACCUCUGAGCUCCAAAAAUAUCCCGUUCAAAGCUUUA
Dromaius novaehollandiae (emu) is the source of this 1631-nucleotide messenger RNA. It is a transcript of the gene TPMT, whose product is annotated as thiopurine S-methyltransferase. The transcript is spliced from 10 exons. The record is from RefSeq and is a predicted model, not a curated record. Gene Ontology annotation, molecular function: thiopurine S-methyltransferase activity. Lineage: Eukaryota; Metazoa; Chordata; Aves; Casuariiformes; Dromaiidae. Bases 154 to 867 code for a protein of 237 amino acids.